AUGUUGUUGCUGGCAGUGCUCGCGUUUCAUGCCAGCAGCGAUACUCUGGUAGCAGCAGAGCUUCGUCGAGACGCCUCGCUCGGUUCUUCGCAUAUUCACAGGCGACUACGAGGCAUCGAUGCCCAUUUCCCCGACUCUGAAGAUAGAGGAGACGUUGUCACGUCGCUGGUCAAGUCCAUACAAGUGCAGAAGUGGUUUCUGACUGGGAAAACAGACGACUUCGUCAAGAAGGCGUUGAACCUAAACGGACUGUCCAAUAAAGCUAUGGAGGCGAGCCCCAACUACAAGUACUACGUGAAGUUCUUCCUCAAGACUGAGCCGCAACGGUUCAAAGACUGGCUCAAUGAAGGGAAAGGUGGUCUUCCCACUCACUGGGCCUGGGCGAGGUUGGGAUUGCGAAACAUGGAUCCGGCUACACGCGAUCAAAGCGCCGCGUACAAGGCCUACAUGCGGUACGCGAAGCAUUUUGACGAUGACAUGUACCAACGCGUUUUGAAGAACCGACGUCAAGCAUUCAGGGUCGUGAUCGGGCCGUUUCCAGACGAGACAAGUGCGCUCAUUCGCCUGUGGGUCGCGACAAAAAGACCGGAUUGGUACGUGGAGAAAAUGUUGGGCACCCUCCCGAUGGCACCGCCAGGACACCUCGGAGAACACUACUUCAAAGAGUACAUGCAUCAGCUCAUGCUGCGAGAGCAGGCGGCAAGGAAAAGGGGGAAGUAG
Messenger RNA from Phytophthora sojae, 720 nucleotides. RefSeq lists its product as hypothetical. The transcript has a single exon. The record is from RefSeq and is a predicted model, not a curated record. Lineage: Eukaryota; Oomycota; Peronosporomycetes; Peronosporales; Peronosporaceae. Bases 1 to 720 code for a protein of 239 amino acids.